AUUGAAAAUUUAAGUCUCCAGUCCAUAUUUACUUCAAAACUGCAUAGGCAAGUUUGUUAGAUAAUCUCCUUGUUUCCUGUCGCCAACUUCUGGUGUGAAUGCUUGCAGGAAAAUUGUGAACUGUUUAUGCAGAUGAGGAGAAAAUGGCGUCCUCCGCGGGAAAGAAGCGCCCGAUGGUCCGCGUGUCUCGGACGGAUUCAUCCUCCAAUCUGACCGACAAAGACUCUAAGAAGCCAAAGAUGGAUUCUGGAGAUCGCCAGGGUGAGCCUGCUUCACUAACCAGUGAGGAGGAGGAGGCUGCCCAGAGGGACCCAGCCAGGGACGUGAACUUGUACAAGACCGCCUGCGACGGGAUCCGCCAACUCCUGCAGGAGAUCCAGGAGAUCAGGGGCAGCGGCAGGAAGGAUGCUGCUGCUGAGAUUGCGGAGAGAAAAAUCCAGGCCAGCAUGCACUUCAUCACUCUCAAAAAACUCAACAGAUUGGCCCACAUGCGGUGUAAGAAGGCCCGCGACACGACCCACGAGCACAAGCAGAAGGUGGACAGCUACCACCUGCAGCUGCAGAACCUGCUGUACGAGGUCAUGCACCUGCAGAAGGAGAUCACCAAGUGUCUGGAGUUCAAAUCCAAGGAUGAGGAGAUAGAGCUUGUUGAGGAAGCAGAGUUCUACAAGGAGGCCCCAGAGGAGAUUUCUAAACCUGAUGUGACCCAGCAGGACCCUCACCAGUUGACGCUGGCUCGGCUGGACUGGGAGCUGGAGCAGCGGAAGCGGCUGGCGGCAAAGUGUAAGGACUACGAGGACCAGAAGGAGGAGAUCUCUCAGGAGAUCCAGACUCGCCGGGACCAGCUGGACAGUCUGCUGCCCAGACUCAACACUGUGCUGGAGUCUACCAAGCCCCUCCAGGAGGCGCUAAAGAUGCCAUUUGACGAGGUACGUCAGCAGCACAGGAUGGCCCAGUUCCUACCCAGGCCUCUCUACGUGCUGUAUGUCCAGUCUUCAGCCUACCAACAAGCAUGUGAUCCUGCUCUGACAGUGACCAUAGAGGGAGAUCUGGAUGCAGCAAAGUCCUCCGGACCGUCCACCUCAGCUGCUCUGGAUGUGGACAGUGACUCUGACGAUGAGGAGGGGACCAAGGAGAAGUCUCGGCGCAGACGGACCAUCAGUGUCGACCCGACCGACAGACGGGGCAAAGUGCUCCACAAACAUCCCCUGCAAGUUAACAUCACCAUCAAGUGUAAAGAUGGGUCAACCCUGGCCCUGACCUUCCACUACCUGCUGACCCUGCAAGUGGUGACGGUCAUUGUCCAGCUCCAGCCGGUGGCAGAGGCCAUCACGUCUGCCGUUUCAGGAGGGGAUUUGCUCUCUCCAUCUUCCUUACUUGGCUGUCUGUUUCCUGGUGACCAUGGCAACACCACGCCCAAUCCUGCUAACCAGUUUCUGCUGGAGAGGGCAAGGAUUGAGGACUUUAAUGAGUGUGUGAAGGAGGUUGGGAAGCCUUAUGUGUGGGCCCAGCAGUUAGCAGGCCUGCAGUUCCUCAACACUGAGGAGGUAGGUCUUCAUGACAUUGUCAUCAUUAUAACUUUAAGAGUAAUCUGGUCCACAGAGAGAGGCUCUGUCCCCGUGACCAGGGAAUGUCAGCAUCUCUUCCCAACCAAGAUUCUCUCAAGGCUGGUGUCAUGGAAAUCUAUCACCCAUGAUGACUACAUCGUUCUCCCCUAUUGCCAGCCUGUUGUGGAGUCAGGAAUGGUUCACGACACGGACAACUUCUACGUUGCUGUGCUGCAGCGUGGGUCAGCCACACUGACAGCAGCCAUGUUGUUGAGCCCGGGCUACCUGACCUGUCCUCCCCUCUUCAGCCUCAAUCUCAACAUGGGUACAGAUCACACAGCCAGCAAUGAUGAAAACAUCAGGGCCAUGGAGCAUGAGGUCAAUGUCCAUUACAAAGAACUACUGGUCAAGGGGUCACAUGACCAGCUGUUGACCAAUCAGCUGCAGCGAUUGCUGAUGUGCUUGGACGUGUACCUGGAGACUCAGAGCAACAGUAGUGCCACGGAAGGACCCUCGGAGUUCGGACGGGAGAAGCUCUGCCCAAGAGUAGUUAGGGGUCCCAGUCGAUGUAAACCAUUUGUGUUCAAUAGUCAACAUGGGUUCUUCACUCAACGUUGAACAACACAAGCUCGAUCAAAUGUGCUCCUCAUUAUGCCAAGCAAAUAAGCACUUUGAAGAAAGACCAUUCAAAUCAGAGGGAUAUUGUUACUUCAUAGGACCAUUUGUGCUUGUAUUUUGAUCAUUACUGUAUCAUUCAUUUAUUGGUUAAUGAAACGAAUUUCAGUUGUUUUGGUCUUCUCAAUUCUAAGUAACUUCUUGAUCUAUUUUACAAGUGAUGGUUGUAAUGUCUUGGUAUUUUUUGUAGUUGUUAUUACAAUGCUUUACUAUGCUUGCACUGUUUAAAAACUUACUAUAUGAUAGUGCAGGUUUAAGUCCUUUUGACAAGUUUUGUAGUCGGAAUGCAAAAUUAUUUCAUCAUAUUACUCAAAAUAAUCAGAAUAGAGUGAUACUCUUCCUGUAACUCUUGUGACUCACCAUUAAACCACACUUAUUUAAACUGC
Messenger RNA from Branchiostoma floridae (Florida lancelet), 2608 nucleotides. RefSeq names its product THO complex subunit 5 homolog. Lineage: Eukaryota; Metazoa; Chordata; Leptocardii; Amphioxiformes; Branchiostomatidae. The record is from RefSeq and is a predicted model, not a curated record. Gene Ontology annotation, cellular component: THO complex part of transcription export complex. Gene Ontology annotation, molecular function: mRNA binding. The transcript has 16 exons. The coding region runs from base 144 to 2165 and encodes 673 amino acids. Gene Ontology annotation, biological process: mRNA export from nucleus; positive regulation of DNA-templated transcription, elongation.